This is a messenger RNA of Geodia barretti, 2364 nucleotides long. The record is from the annotation of a GenBank genome assembly. Lineage: Eukaryota; Metazoa; Porifera; Demospongiae; Tetractinellida; Geodiidae.
AUGUAUAUAGGCAGCACCGGGGUUGACGGGCUUCAUCAUCUUAUAAAGGAAUUGCUCGACAACGCGGUGGAUGAAGCGCUGGCCGGCCAUUGCGACCGUAUCGAUGUGCAUCUGGCCAAGGAUGGCGCGGUUACUGUCUCUGACAAUGGACGCGGGAUUCCGGUGGACGUGCACCCUGACACAGGGGUUUCCGGGCUGGAAACGGUGCUGACAACGCUGCACGCCGGGGGCAAAUUCGACGGAGCAGCCUACAAGGUAUCGGGAGGGCUGCACGGCGUGGGAGCUUCGGUGGUGAAUGCGCUGGCGUCACAACUGCACGCUGAAGUUUACCGUGGAGGUCACCGCUACACGCAGGACUAUUCGCGGGGAAUUCCGUCCACCGAACUGGUGCGCCACCAGCGGGUGAACAAGCACGGCACGAUGGUAACGUAUUGCGCCGACCCGGACAUCUUCCCGGAGAUAACCUACGACUUUGGGCGCCUGGUAGCGCAGCUGCGGCAAACCGCGUACCUGAACAAGGGUUUGGAAAUCUCCCUGGUGAGCGAGUUCCACGAGGCAGAGCGCAACGGCGACGUGGAGCGCAGCUUCUUCUUUGACACUGGCGUGGCCAGCAUGGUGCGAAACAUUAACCGCAAGCGCAACGUGGUUAUGCCGGAGCCGUUUUACUACCAACGCAACGCGGAUGACGCGGACGUGGAAGUGGCGUUCCAGUAUCACCACACCGACGGGCACGAUAAUCUGGCCGCCGACGAGCGCACGUUUGCCAACUGCAUCCUGACGUCUGAAGGCGGGACACACCUGGCCGGGUUCCGGUCGGCGUUGACUCGGGUGCUCAACGACCAUGCCCGCAAGCAGAACGUGUUCAAAGACCCGAAGGAUUCUUUCACCGGCGAUGACACCAGGGGCGGAUUGGUAGCCAUCAUCAGCGUGAAGUUGGGGGAUCCGCAGUUUGAGGGUCAAACCAAAAACAAGUUGAGCAAUCCCGAAAUCCGCGGCCGCGUAGAAACCGCCACCGCCGAAGGUUUGACGCGGUUCCUGGAAGAAAACCCAACCGCCGCCAAGAGCAUGCUGGAUAAGGUGCAAACCAACCAUGCUGCCCGCGAAGCGGCUCGCCGCGCCAGGGACCUGGUGUUGCGGAAGAACGCGCUGGACGGCACUUCGCUACCCGGCAAACUGGCUGACUGCGCCGAGCGAGACCCGGCCAAGUCGGAACUGUAUAUCGUGGAGGGCGAAUCGGCUGGGGGUUCGGCGAAGAUGGGCCGUGACCGUCAGUUCCAGGCCAUCCUGCCGCUGAAGGGCAAGAUCCUGAAUGUGGAACGGUUCCUGGACAAGGUGGAACGCAUCCUGGGCCACGAGGAGAUUCGGGCCGUCAUCGCGGCAGUCGGAACCGGAGAGGGCGAGGCAUUCGACAUCUCCAAGCUCCGCUACCACUACAUCAUCAUCAUGACCGACGCCGACGUGGAUGGAUCGCAUAUCCGCACGCUCAUCCUGACGUAUUUCUACCGGAGGAUGCGACCGCUGAUAGAUGGCGGGUUCCUGUACAUUGCCCAGCCACCGUUGUAUCGGGUGCAACGGGGCCGCAACAUCGCCUACGCCUACAGCGAGGACGAAAAGGACCAACUGAUCAAGAAGAUGUCCACGGCGCGAGCCGAACCGGCGGUGCAGCGUUACAAGGGUCUUGGGGAGAUGAACGCCGACCAGCUUUGGGACACGACCAUGAAUCCGGAAACGCGCAAGAUGCUGCGGGUUUCGGCGCAUGAUCUGGCCGAGGCGCACGACGUGUUCGAGAUGUUGAUGGCAAUCGGGACGACCACAAGGGUUCGAACCGCCGCCGUGGAUCCGACCGAUGGCAUGCUCCUGCUGUUGUCGGAGGCCGAGCUGCAAUGUGAAGUGGCACGGCUGGCGGGAGAGAUCGACCGGGAUUAUGCCGAUACGGGUGUGGUGCUGGUCGGUGUAUUGAAGGGCGCGGCACUGUUUGUCGCUGACUUGCUGCGGCAGUUACGGGUGGAGGUCAUCAGCGUCGAAUACCUGAGGGCCAGCAGCUACGGCAGCGGCACCUCGUCGUCGGGGACGGUGAGGAUCGAGGGGACGCCCGCCUCCGAAAACAUUGCCGGGCGGCAUGUGCUGCUGGUGGACGACAUUACCGACACGGGCCACACGCUGGUUGCGGUGUCGGAGUACCUGGAGGCGAUGCAGCCGGCCUCGCUACGGAUAUGUACGCUACUGGACAAACCCGACCGCCGCGAAGCCGAAAUCGGGUACGACUAUGUGGGGUUCAGCAUUCCCAACCAUUUCGUGGUGGGCUACGGGAUGGACCUGGAUGAACGAUACCGGGGGCUGCCGGCGGUUUACUACUUUCCGUAA